Molecule: messenger RNA, 1667 nt
Organism: Nicotiana tabacum (common tobacco)
Lineage: Eukaryota; Viridiplantae; Streptophyta; Magnoliopsida; Solanales; Solanaceae
Product: cold-responsive protein kinase 1
Biological process (GO): protein phosphorylation
Molecular function (GO): ATP binding; protein kinase activity
Source: RefSeq, a predicted model, not a curated record
GUAAGAGCUUUACUGCUUUGCUAAUGACUUGCUAACAAAUAUAACAAUGGCCUGCAAUCUAAACCAAACUCUUCCUCUCCCAAAGUCAAAAAAAGACUUUCUCUCUCUACUCUUCAUUCCGCCCACGCCUUUCUGCUGCUGGCUGGUGGCUGCUUCAACAAGCUUGGCAGCAGAGUUCUUCGUUUUUCUGUGUGUUGACUCUAACAGCAAAAGUGGUGUAAAAAUGACUUGUUUUGGUCUCUGCCUAAGAGGGAUUGCAUCUCCAACACACAACAAUCUAACAGAAAUUGAUGAAGAAAUUUCAACCAUUGAGAACGCAAGGGUGUAUCAUUACAAGGAAUUGCAGGCUGCAACAGAAGAUUUUUGCCCUGUAAACAAAAUAGGCAAAGGAGGGUUUGGCUCUGUAUACAAGGGGAGGCUAAAAGAUGGAAGAUUGGCUGCUAUUAAGGUACUUUCUGUUGAAUCGAAACAAGGUGUGAAGGAGUUUUUGACAGAAAUAAAGGUGAUCUCAAAUAUAGAACAUGAAAACCUGGUGAAAUUGUAUGGCUGUUGUGCGGAAGGGGAUCAUAGAAUAUUGGUGUAUGGCUACCUGGAAAACAAUAGUCUUGCUCAAACUCUGCUUGGUGGUGCCCAUAGUAGCCUCCAGUUUAGCUGGAAAACCCGAACUAAAAUAUGCAUUGGUGUUGCACGAGGACUUGCAUUCCUCCAUGAAGAAGUCCAGCCUUAUAUAGUUCAUAGAGACAUUAAAGCAAGUAACAUCCUUCUCGACAGAGACCUGACCCCAAAGAUCUCAGACUUUGGUCUUGCUAAGCUUAUUCCAGCUGAUAUGACCCAUGUUAGCACUCGUGUGGCAGGAACUUUAGGUUAUUUGGCCCCUGAGUAUGCCAUCAGAGGGCAGUUGACCCGGAAAGCAGAUGUAUACAGUUUUGGGAUUCUCCUUUUGGAAAUCGUUAGUGGAAGAUGCAACACAAACAAGCGGUUACCUAUUGAACAACAAUAUCUACUUGAACGGGCAUGGAAACUGUACAAGAAGGGGGAGCUCAUUGAAUUGGUAGAUACGUCAUUGGGAGACGACUUCAAUGUUGAUGAGGCUUGCAGAUUCUUGAAGGUGUCUCUCUUAUGCACCCAAGUCAUGCCCAAGAGCCGGCCAUCGAUGUCCACUGUUGUGAAAUUGCUGAUUGGUGAGAUGGAAGUGGAUGCCGAAGAGAUAUCUGAACCAGGCAUGUUAUCAGACCUACUGAGUCUCAGGAGUAACAAGAAUACCUCAUCAGACUCACUGUCUGCUGGCUCAGGAAAACAAGUUGAUUCCUCUUCAUCUAUGAACACAACAAUGACACAUGGAACUAUGACUUUCACAUCAAUAAAUGACCGAAAUAGCUGAGCUAAACACAGCAUGGUAAAGCCCAUGUCCUUGUCUAUCAUCCUUUUAUCUAUUGAGUUUAUUUCUUGGUAAGAUUUUGCUCUCUAGCUUGUGGAAUUAGGAGUUCUUUCACUUCAAUUGUAUUCUAAGCUGUAAAUAUGACCUCGAAUUUGUAUAAUUAGUCGAUGAAUCAUUGAGACUUUUCCCAUUUUUUUCUAUUUAAGUACAUGUCAUAUUGUAUCACGAGAGACAAUGUUCUUGGAAAUGCGCAAUGAUUUGUAAGCAUAAAGCCUCCAAGGAAUUUACA